Molecule: messenger RNA, 1617 nt
Organism: Mytilus californianus (California mussel)
Lineage: Eukaryota; Metazoa; Mollusca; Bivalvia; Mytilida; Mytilidae
Exons: 5
Coding region: 196-1212 (338 amino acids)
Source: RefSeq, a predicted model, not a curated record
UGAAAUGCGGAUAAUGAAGAGUCAUUUAAAGUAAACGUUUGGGUAAUCUUUUAUCUUCCGUCUUCUUCUUUUUUUCUGUACAUUCUUGUCCUCCUUUUUUCUGCUAUACACGUGUGCGGUCAUAAAGAUUUUGUAAAAGGAGAAAUUUGUUAAAAAUAAAACGUAUAUGUAAGAGAACAAGUGAAAUCUGAUGAAAUGAAAAUGUGUUUAGUUGUGAUAUUAUUUUGUCUAUCAUGCUCCUGCAAUGGAAAUUUGCUUGGUGAAAGUAAACAAAAUUCUGUGGAUGCUCAAAAUAAGGGAGCAAAUAUCACAGAUAUCAAAAUGGAGGUAAGCAUUAUGAAAGACAAUUUCCAUGCUCUACUUCAAAGAGUUUAUAAUAACGAAAAUGAAGUUGCAUUCCUGAAAGGUCAAGAACAACAUUUUGAACAUGAACUUGAAAACACUAGACGGAUAUUUUCAUGUGAAAUUGAAGGCAUACGAGAAAUCACUACACAAUACGAACUUGAACUGAACGAAACAAUUCGUUCUUGGACUACAUUAAAUGAAACAAUACAAAACCUCAGUCACAGUGUCAGUCUGUUAGAUACCAAAUACUUGCUUCUAGAAAAUGCGGAAAGUCAUAUCAGUAAGUCAGUUGAUGGUAAAUGGACAGCGUGGGUGGAAGAACCAUGCAGUGUCACGUGUGGUGUUGGUGUCCGUUUACGUCAUCGUCAGUGCUCUAACCCGUAUCCCAAAAAAGGCGGGAAGAAAUGUACAGGAAAUGAUAAUGAACAAAUCACGUGCACACAACCUAGCUGUUUACCAGUGGACACAUUAGAAUGCCAUGGGGGCUGGAUAAAACGUGAUGAUUUUGGCGCAAGUUAUUGCUUUAGUAAUAAAUGGAAUACAUGGGACGAAGCACAGGAGCAAUGCGGAACACAGAACGCAUCGCUUGCAGAUAUUUAUUCUGAGAAUGAAGCCUUGUGGCUGGCUGAUUAUUGUCGUACACAUUCAGGAACAGAUUUCUGGAUUGGCGGAAAGAGUGACCAUGGUAUAUACAAAUGGUUUACUUACGAUGGUCAAACCACAAAUAUGAACUAUACACGAUGGGCAAAAGACAUGUCACAGGCUUUUACGUACGAGUGUGCUGAGUUAUGGGAAGACUUCGAGUACAAAUGGUACAGCUACGAUUGUGAUACAUAUUACAAUUUCAUAUGCAAGACGUAUGUUUGACAUCAUGUUCAUUGUUGUCUUCUAUCAUUUUACUGCUAAUUGGCUGGUUAUAAUUGAAGAAAUCCUAGUUAUACUACAGCUCAUAACGCAGUUUAAAAUGAUUAUACUGCAAUCAAACUUUACUGAUUUCAAAAAUUUAACAUGAUUAUACAAUAUCUAAUUUAGAAUAAAAAAAAAGCUAAAACUGAUAUUAGAUAUAUUAAGAAAAUAUAGUAAAAGAUGCAUAUAUUACAUGUAUUAUAAAAAGAUAUCAGCUUCAAAUAUAAAGACGUUUUUUUAAACAAAAAAGAAAAUAGAAAAUAUUAUUUAUGUUUAAGUCAUUGUUUUGAUUGUAUUGAUAUUUCAUGGCAAAUAGCAAAUGACAGGUUGUAACGUUGCCUUCCAUAAAUGCCAUAUAUUGAUUUA